Messenger RNA from Verruconis gallopava, 1534 nucleotides. Its product is annotated as pyridoxine biosynthesis protein pyroA. Lineage: Eukaryota; Fungi; Ascomycota; Dothideomycetes; Venturiales; Sympoventuriaceae. Gene Ontology annotation, molecular function: amine-lyase activity. Gene Ontology annotation, biological process: pyridoxine biosynthetic process; pyridoxal 5'-phosphate biosynthetic process; amino acid metabolic process. Bases 169 to 1110 code for a protein of 313 amino acids. The record is from RefSeq and is a predicted model, not a curated record. The transcript has 2 exons.
GCCGUGAGUAACCGCAAUUGACUCACGGUCCCUUGGCUUAGCUCGUGAAAUCACUGAAAUAUUCUCUGCAAACUUUCUCUUACCUCGAUAUUCCAUCUUCGUCACCAAUUGUUUGCCCUUGUUGGGUCGAUUCCUGUUUCAAUCCUGUUGUGGAAUUAUCUGACCAUCAUGGCAACUGAGCUGCCGACACAAGAGAAUGGCACUUCGCACACAUUUUCGAACGGUGAAAGCCCCACGAACCAACAGGCUGUCAAGGAGGGUCUUGCGCGAAUGUUGAAGGGGGGUGUGAUCAUGGACGUUGUCAAUGCUGAACAGGCCCGCAUUGCAGAAGAGGCAGGCGCUUGUGCUGUGAUGGCCCUCGAGCGUGUCCCAGCAGAUAUCCGAGCUCAGGGUGGCGUGGCACGUAUGUCAGAUCCGACACUUAUCAAAGGCAUCAUGGAGGCAGUUACAAUUCCUGUCAUGGCAAAAGCCCGUAUAGGACAUUUUGUGGAGUGCCAGAUCCUUGAAGCCCUCGGCGUGGACUACAUCGACGAGUCCGAAGUCCUCACACCGGCAGAUCAUACACACCACGUUGAAAAACAUAACUUUAAGGUACCAUUUGUAUGCGGCUGUCGCAAUCUGGGCGAGGCGCUGCGAAGGAUUAGUGAAGGUGCAGCCAUGAUCCGCACCAAGGGUGAGGCUGGAACUGGUGACGUCGUGGAGGCCGUGAAACACAUGCGAACUUUGAACGCAGAGAUCGCAAGAGCAAGUUCCAUGACGCCAGAAGAGCUCCGAGUGUACGCAAAGGAGAUCGGGGCUCCCUACGAGCUGCUGAAGAAAACAGCCGAGCUUAAGAGGUUGCCCGUAGUAAACUUUGCGGCGGGAGGCGUGGCAACUCCUGCAGAUGCUGCCCUGAUGAUGCAGCUCGGCUGUGAUGGUGUGUUCGUAGGCAGUGGUAUUUUCAAGUCUGGAAAUGCGGCAAAGAGGGCCAAGGCCAUCGUCCAGGCAGUGACCCACUUCAGAGAUCCCAAGGUCCUAGCCGAAGUGAGCUGCGAUUUGGGCGAGGCAAUGGUGGGGAUCAACUGCGAUAAGAUGCCAGAAGGCGAAAGACUUGCUGGCAGGGGAUGGUAGCCGAAUCUCGAUCCCCUGUAUAGCAUAUGCGAUUGCGCUUGAGAGUUAGGAGUUUUGGGCAAGGGUUUGUAGUCGGCCAUCUUAACAAAAAGGACUUCAACAGGAAUAUCUUCAGGCCUGGACAUGUGGAGUAUAACAAUCCGCAAUAAAGGUUUCGAAACAAAAAAAGCGUGCCGUGCCGUACCGUUCCGUACUUCAUCUAGCAUGCAUCACAACUGUGUUUGUGGACUGCGCAAGAAUGACACAAGAGUAGAACAACAUCACAGGUGGUAUGGCUGGCGCGGAAGGAUCAAAGGCGAACAAGCGAUAGCCCGUACGUCCGGAGGCCUUUGCCACCCAGCUUAAGGAGACAAUUGGAAUUUUGCACAUCCAGUAGCGGAGUUCACGGCAAUUGGUGCUUAAUUAGAAGUAGACGUGCCACGAC